Messenger RNA from Candidula unifasciata, 999 nucleotides. NCBI's taxonomy places the organism in Eukaryota, Metazoa, Mollusca, Gastropoda, Stylommatophora, Geomitridae. The record is from the annotation of a GenBank genome assembly.
AUGACGGAACCAAUCAGAGUUGUUGUUACUGGUGCGGCAGGUCAGAUUGCCUAUUCCCUUGUGUACUCUGUUUGCAAGGGGGAUAUCUUUGGACCAAACCAGCCGAUAGUACUGCUGUUGUUGGACAUCACCCCAAUGAUGGGUGUACUUCAGGGUGUGGUCAUGGAACUCCAAGACUGUGCCAUUCCCUUAGUGAAAGAUAUUGUGGCAACAGACGAUCCUAAUGUUGCAUUUAAAGAUGUUGAUGCUGCAUUUAUGGUGGGCGCUAUGCCCAGGAAGGACGGUAUGGAGAGGAAGGACUUGCUGAAAGCUAAUGUCCGAAUUUUCAAGGCACAGGGCCAGGCUAUCGACAAGUUUGCCAAGAAAUCUGUGAAGGUGAUAGUCGUGGGCAACCCAGCCAACACCAAUGCCUGCAUACUCAGCAAGUAUGCCCCAUCCAUUCCCAAGGAAAACUUCAGCUGCAUGACUCGACUAGAUCAGAACAGAGCUCAGGCACAGAUUUCACUGAAGCUGGGAGUGACCAGUGACAAAAUCAAGAAUGUGAUCAUCUGGGGCAACCAUUCCUCCACCCAGUAUCCUGAUGUUGCUCAUGCUACAGUUGAGAUCCAGGGCAAAGUGGUUCCAGUUGCUGAUGCAAUCAAGGAUGACAAUUACCUGAAAAAUGAAUUUAUCAAGACGGUGCAGCAGAGGGGAGCCGAGGUCAUCAAGGCACGUAAACUGUCCAGUGCCAUGUCUGCUGCCAAAGCUGCCGGUGAUCACAUGCACGAUUGGUUCGCUGGAACUCAAGGGGAUAACUGGGUGUCUAUGGGUGUUAUCUCUGAUGGCUCAUAUGGUGUCAAGGCAGGUCUGAUGUUCAGCUACCCUGUGCGCAUCAAGAACAGAAACUAUUCAAUUGUUCAAGGCCUCAGCCUCAGCGAGUUUGCACAACAAAAAUUGGAUUUAACUGCGGCAGAACUUGACGAGGAGUUGCAGGCUGCCCUGGCUGAAUGUGCAGACUGA